Molecule: messenger RNA, 351 nt
Organism: Lactuca virosa
Lineage: Eukaryota; Viridiplantae; Streptophyta; Magnoliopsida; Asterales; Asteraceae
Source: the annotation of a GenBank genome assembly
AUGUUGUUCGAAAGUAAAUCACUCACAUCUACUGUUCUUCUUUCUGUUUCACUCGAUCUCUCUAAUGCUCCUCUUCAGCAUCACAUUUUCGUCUUCAUUUGGAUCAUGCAAUCGAUCAUGUAUCCCAUCUCUCUAUUCACUCCUCUGUUCUUUGGGAUUAAUCUAGGUCGUUCUUUACAAGACAUACACAAAAAUGCAUCUGGAGAAAUUAUUGGAGAGGGGAAUGAAACUAGGAAGUUAUUGGGGAAAUGUGUGGAGGAGUUGAAGAAGAAAGGUUUUGAGUUUUAUUUGUUGAAGGAAGUAAAUACACUUCGAAGGGCUAAAAGUUUAGGGUUGAAGGCAAAGCUGUGA